This is a messenger RNA of Dendrobium catenatum, 1158 nucleotides long. RefSeq names its product chaperone protein dnaJ 20, chloroplastic-like. The record is from RefSeq and is a predicted model, not a curated record. The transcript has 2 exons. The coding region runs from base 90 to 719 and encodes 209 amino acids. Lineage: Eukaryota; Viridiplantae; Streptophyta; Magnoliopsida; Asparagales; Orchidaceae. Gene Ontology annotation, cellular component: chloroplast.
CUCCUUAAUAUCCUCGCAACUAAUAAGCCGCAUUUAUUUCGCACGGCUUUACCAUCCCUUCCGAACCACAGAGAGAGAGAGAGCACGCGAUGAUUAUCCGAGCCAUCAUGGUUCCCAAUUGCGGUAAUGGCUCAAUAUGCCCAUCUCCACCAACAACCAACCUCUCGUUCGCUGGCAGCACCGGCCACCGGCGGUUGGCAUCCAUGGCGGCGCUGCGACCUAGGUUGCCAGAGCGGCCAAGCGCGUCGCGCUUGGCAUCCAGGCCACCCGCGGCGGCGGGAUAUGUCGGGACCAUCGGCGAGCUGUCGGCGACGACGGAGAGCUUCUACGAGUUAUUAGGGAUUCCGGUGAGCGGCAGCCACGACGAUAUCAAGCGCGCUUACAAGCAGCUGGCGAGGAAGUACCAUCCCGACGUCUCCCCGCCGGAUCGCACGGAGGAGUACACUCAGCGCUUCAUUCUGGUACAAGAAGCCUACGAGACACUCUCGGAUCCUGAGUGUCGUGCCCUGUAUGAUCGCUACCUCGCCCGCGGCCUCCACUACGCGCUCUCCGCCCGGAGGCGAUUCGGUGAGGAGCUGGAGGAGAAAUCUGGGUGGAAAAAUCGUUGGCAGGAUCAGCUUGCAGAGCUGAAGAGGAGGAGUACGACCAAGAAUUCAGAAGAAAAUCUCUCUUGGGGAGCUCGCAUGCGAAAGCGAAGGGCAGAAUCUUUAGCCGAUUAGGCUUCUUCAAUCAUGCCUGAAGCUUCAUCAGAUUUAUGGAUUCAGCAGUAAGGCUGUAUCUAUAGAUCUCACCAAUUUCUUACUCUCUACAAGAUCAGUUGCUUCAAAGAAAGUGGAAAGUGGCAAAUGCCUCAAGUGUGAGAUCAAUUAGAAGCUGAAGUGAUGUAAAUUUCUUUGGCAUUGCUGCUAAUUAAGGUUUCGUUUGGGACGGCUUUUUUAUUGCUUCUUAAAGUAAUUUUUUAGUACAAAGAUUAAAACUUUUAUACUAGAAAGCUGCUUUAAGAAGCACUAAGAAAGUCGUCCCAAAUAAAACCUAAGGUGCCCUUUUAUGAAUCAUAUAUAAAAAUGUAAAUACUUACAUCUCUGUAUUCCCUGAUGUAUAUAUGUUUUCAGUCACUCUUAGGUAACAUUUUGACUGACCAUAUAUGUUCUUUGCUAA